This is a messenger RNA of Aspergillus brunneoviolaceus CBS 621.78, 558 nucleotides long. RefSeq lists its product as uncharacterized. The transcript has a single exon. NCBI's taxonomy places the organism in Eukaryota, Fungi, Ascomycota, Eurotiomycetes, Eurotiales, Aspergillaceae. Bases 127 to 516 code for a protein of 129 amino acids. The record is from RefSeq and is a predicted model, not a curated record.
GUCCCCGUUCGUCAUGAUUGAGAUUUUGAAACUUUGUUCGAGGCCCGCCCAAGAGAAGAGGAAGCGAACAGACCAAGAGUUUUUUUACCUUAUACCCUUAAUCGAGCAUGUGCAUGCUUUUCGACCAUGACCUUUCAGAUUUGUUGCAAAGUUCUCUUUCAAGCAUGUUUGUUUCUCGUUUGUGUGGUAUUCGUCAUGACCUUGAGGGCCCCUCUUAUUCUUUCUUGUUGUCAAAAUCUUUGCAUGCAUAUGUCGGCAUUUUUUUCUUCUCCUACACUUUCCAUAUGUCACUCUUUUUUUAUUGUCUGUGAUGACCCUUGGGUGUUUGUUGGGUGGGAUGAAGACUUUUAUUGGACAGCUAAACGCCCCUUCCCCAACCUGUAUAUUUAUUUAUCUUUAUCUCGAAGAGAAUCUCGAGGAUCGAUACCCGGAAUUGUACACCCGUGGUUUUGUCUUGCUUUUUACGGAGUGCUUCCUGCAGUGAUCGGAAGGUGUGACUGGAGUGAGAUGAUAUGACUUAGACAAUUGCUACUACAGUACUAUUAUACGACCACCUUG